AAUGUAUUUCUUUAGAAGUAUUUUUAAUUUUUUCUCCUAACUUUUUAAGAAGGAAAUUGUGUAAAGUUACUUUGGCUGUACAUAAAGAACCUGGCAUGCCAUAGAAGGCAAAGGGAGAAUCAUACUUAUUGGUUGUUUUAUGUAGUUGAGUUUAUUAUUUUUUGGCAAAGCAACAGUUAAUUUUCUAGAGAAAGGUUUAAUAACAUGA
This is a messenger RNA of Paramecium sonneborni, 208 nucleotides long. NCBI's taxonomy places the organism in Eukaryota, Ciliophora, Oligohymenophorea, Peniculida, Parameciidae. The record is from the annotation of a GenBank genome assembly.